Messenger RNA from Racocetra persica, 284 nucleotides. The record is from the annotation of a GenBank genome assembly. NCBI's taxonomy places the organism in Eukaryota, Fungi, Glomeromycota, Glomeromycetes, Diversisporales, Gigasporaceae.
ACAAUUCGAUUCUGGUGGAUCUUGUUACCAGAAUGAGAAUCAUCUUGAAAAUGAAGACUUAUCUUCUGAACAAUCUUGUAAUUUUAAUGCUACUUCCGAUCAAGAUUGUAUAUGGCAGAAUGUUAACUCAUUUUUAAAAUACUUAAAUGCAGAGACAAAUGCCGAGGCUAGAGAAUUAAUUGAUGAACCGGAUGAGACUAAGCUGGAUGAAGUGGAUGACGGUCAACUAGAAAUUGAUAGAGGUUUGGAAUUAGACUUACAAAAUAAAAUUAGCGAAAUAAAUA